AAGAAGAAGAAUAAGGUUAAGUCUGUUUUGACGUUUGGCGUUGUAUUAAUUAUUUUAUGUAGUGAAUUCUUCAUAAUAUUGAAGUAGAAUGGGGCCCAAAAAGCACCGUAAGCGUGACAGUUCGUCCUCUAACGAUAGCGACUCGUCGCGCGAAAAAUCUUCAAAAAAGUCACAAAGUGAACAUCACAGAAGCAAACAACAACAUUCAGGAAGAACCAGGAAACAGAGUUCGUCCGAUGAGUUUUCAUCGUCCAAACCAAACAGGAGUAGAUCUAGGUCGAAUGAGAGGAGGAGAAAGAAUGAGGAUAGAAACCGAUCUGCUGAUAAUACAGGUCAUUCAAGGGAUAGAAAUAGAGAGAGGUCGAGAGAUAGGGAUGCGAGGCAAAACAAUUAUAGAGAUAGAAACAGUAGUGAUGGUAGAUCGGAUAGAUAUGAAUCAAGAAAUAGGAGGGGAAAUGAUUUUAGAAGGAAAGAUUUUCAUAGUAGGAGAAGCAGGAGUAAAUCUUUUGAUCAUGCUAAUGCCAAAUGGGGUAAACAUGAAGAACAUACUGGAGAUAAAAAAAAGUCAAAGGAAAAUAAGGCAAAACCAGACUUUGGUCUUUCUGGGAAGUUAACAGAAGAGACUAAUACAUAUAGAGGGGUUGUUAUUAAAUACAGUGAGCCUCCGGAAGCUAGAAAACCAAGAAGAAGAUGGCGACUGUACCCAUUUAAAGGCGAUAAGGCACUUCAAACUUUAUAUAUACACAGGGAAAGUGCUUACCUUAUUGGACGAGAUCGAAAAGUAGUAGACUUACCUGUGGAUCAUCCAUCUUGUUCCAAGCAACACGCCGCCCUACAGUAUCGAUUGGUGCCAUUCACCAGAGAAAAUGGAUCAACUGGUAAAAGAGUUCGUCCGUAUCUGAUUGAUCUCGAGUCCGCCAAUGGCACCUUUAUAAACAAUAAAAAAAUCGAACCGAAAAAGUAUGUGGAACUAUUGGAAAAGGACGUAAUCAAAUUCGGAUUUAGCUCUAGGGAAUAUGUGCUGUUGCAUGAGAACAGCAAAGACGAGGCGAUGGACGAUGACGUGAAGGGCGAGGAAGAAAUCAAGCAGGAGCCUGAGGUGGAAGUUAAAGGGGAACGUGAAUAGUAUAAGUUUAUAUUGUAUGCAUUUAGUUGGUUAAGUAAUUAUUUUUUUAUUAGUUCUGUGUGAGGUUAAAUACAAAAAUUGUUAGGAAAAGUG
Molecule: messenger RNA, 1219 nt
Organism: Anthonomus grandis grandis
Lineage: Eukaryota; Metazoa; Arthropoda; Insecta; Coleoptera; Curculionidae
Product: smad nuclear interacting protein 1
Exons: 4
Coding region: 89-1126 (345 amino acids)
Biological process (GO): miRNA processing
Cellular component (GO): nucleus
Molecular function (GO): protein binding; mRNA binding
Source: RefSeq, a predicted model, not a curated record